Molecule: messenger RNA, 43735 nt
Organism: Coregonus sp. 'balchen'
Lineage: Eukaryota; Metazoa; Chordata; Actinopteri; Salmoniformes; Salmonidae
Source: the annotation of a GenBank genome assembly
GUCAGCUCUCCAGACAGUGGUCUUCACUCCUCCUCGGCACCCGGCAGCACGGAUCCCUUCGGCGAGGAGCCAGCCCCUAAGUUCUGGGACAAGCUGGGUCAGAUCGGCCUCCCCGACGAGAUCAACGUCCAGUCCCUGUUUGACCCCACAGGCCAGUGCUGUGCCCACCUGCACUGUGCCGCCUGGUCCGAGGGGGUGUGUCGCGGCGAGGCCCAGGACUCACUGCUUUACGUGGACAAAGCCAUAGACUCAGGGAGCACAGAGGUGAGUUGUAACAGACAAUCCAUUGGGGUGUGGGUGUUAGGAUUCAACUGUGUGUGUGUGUACAUGCACAUGCCCCCGAUCUCUUUAAACCAAGUGACCAGCAAAUCAGCAACGCUUUCUUUGUGAGCUCUGUAUUUGUGUACAUUCCCAACAACAAGAGAACGACUGAUAUGAAUUUUUUAGGGCCGAUACUGAUUUUUGGGGGUCAAGAAGGCCAAUGGCCGAUUAUUAUAGGUCAAUAUUCAAUAUCAUUAAACUUGAAAAUGUUUGUAAAAAAUUUUUUUUCCCAGAGACAGACUGACGUCAAAAAAUGUAACUUUGCUUUUACCAAUCUAACUGCAUAACAUAAUGGUCAUCAUUUUAUUUGAAUGGUAAACUGGGUAAAUUAAGAUGGCGUAGGCCUACUCACAAUACAGGUGAAUGCAUAUUCCAUUAGGAGUGUGUGCCUGCAUUGAGUUAUUGAGCUUAUUUUGGCUGAUCAGUGGAGUCUAUGACAAACAAUCGGUUUGCCUGCUGAUCAACAACAUUUGCAAAGAUUCAGCACUCCAGCAUGUCACGCUUUAUGGACGGACGUGCUAUACUGUAGGCACUGCUGUUAGUUUGAGAAUAUAAAAUAACAUACACUGCUCAAAAAAAUAAAGGGAACACUUAAACAACACAUCCUAGAUCUGAAUGAAUGAAACAAUCUUAUUAAAUACUUUUUUCUUUACAUAGUUGAAUGUGCUGACAACAAAAUCACACAAAAAUGAUCAAUGGAAAUCAAAUUUAUCAACCCAUGGAGGUCUGGAUUUGGAGUCACACUCAAAAUUAAAGUGGAAAACCACACUACAGGCUGAUCCAACUUUGAUGUAAUGUCCUUAAAACAAGUCAAAAUGAGGCUCAGUAGUGUGUGUGGCCUCCACGUGCCUGUAUGACCUCCCUACAAUGCCUGGGCAUGCUCCUGAUGAGGUGGCGGAUGGUCUCCUGAGGGAUCUCCUCCCAGACCUGGACUAAAGCAUCCGCCAACUCCUUGACAGUCUGUGGUGCAACGUGGCGUUGGUGGAUGGAGCGAGACAUGAUGUCCCAGAUGUGCUCAAUUGGAUUCAGGUCUGGGGAACGGGCGGGCCAGUCCAUAGCAUCAAUGCCUUCCUCUUGCAGGAACUGCUGACACACUCCAGCCACAUGAGGUCUAGCAUUGUCUUGCAUUAGGAGGAACCCAGGGCCAAUCGCACCAGCAUAUGGUCUCACAAGGGGUCUGAGGAUCUCAUCUCGGUACCGAAUGGCAGUCAGGCUACCUCUGGCGAGCACAUGGAGGGCUGUGCGGCCCCCCAAAGAAAUGCCACCCCACACCAUGACUGACCCACCGCCAAACCGGUCAUGCUGGAGGAUGUUGCAGGCAGCAGAACGUUCUCCACGGCGUCUCCAGACUCUGUCACGUCUGUCACAUGUGCUCAGUGUGAACCUGCUUUCAUCUGUGAAGAGCACAGGGCGCCAGUGGCGAAUUUGCCAAUCUUGGUGUUCUCUGGCAAAUGCCAAACGUCCUGCACGGUGUUGGGCUGUAAGCACAACCCCCACCUGUGGACGUCAGGCCCUCAUACCACCCUCAUGGAGUCUGUUUCUGACCGUUUGAGCAGACACAUGCACAUUUGUGGCCUGCUGGAGGUCAUUUUGCAGGGCUCUGGCAGUGCUCCUCCUGCUCCUCCUUGCACAAAGACGGAGGUAGCGGUCCUGCUGCUGGGUUGUUGCCCUCCUACGGCCUCCUCCACGUCUCCUGAUGUACUGGCCUGUCUCCUGGUAGCGCCUCCAUGCUCUGGACACUAUGCUGACAGACACAGCAAACCUUCUUGCCACAGCUCGCAUUGAUGUGCCAUCCUGGAUGAGCUGCACUACCUGAGCCACUUGUGUGGGUUGUAGACUCCGUCUCAUGCUACCACGAGUGAAAGCAUCGCCAGCAUUCAAAAGUGACCAAAACAUCAGCCAGGAAGCAUAGGAACUGAGAAGUGGUCUGUGGUCACCACCUGCAGAACCACUUCUUUAUUGGGGGUGUCUUUCUAAUUGCCUAUAAUUUCCACCUGUUGUCUAUUCCAUUUGCACAACAGCAUGUGAAAUGUAUUGUUAAUCAGUGUUGCUUCCUAAGUGGACAGUUUGAUUUCACAAAAGUGUGAUUGACUUGGAGUUACAUUGUGUUGUUUAAGUGUUCCCUUUAUUUUUUUGAGCAGUGUUUAUCGUAUCGGCACUUAAGUACUGUGAUAAUAUCGUAUCGUGAGGUCCCUGGCAAUUCCCAGCUUCUAGUAGCUGCUGCGAUUUAUCUCUCAGUAGAACUAUCUCAUUAACACAAUGUAAUGUGGGGGGCAGGGGAGGCCACAUUAUAGGUAAUUAAGGGACUCUAUUUUAGCUUGUACUUUGCUGUCUUGAAAUUGACUGGUGGUUGAGGCAAAAUAAAACUCUGAACUAAUACAAUGACUUCAUUGAGGAAGUGGAAAUGUUGGACUUGCCCAACUAUGAUGACUUAUUUGGUGGCGAGCACUUUCUUGCUGUUCACUCUGCAGUCUGCAUGGUCAGAUAGAUUUGGUGACAACGAUGCUGCUUUCUACAAGCGUUCUACAACUACACUAUUAGUUUGUGUAUCUUUCUGUCUGCAAACUACUGUCUGCUAGUUUGUCCUUUCAUAGCAAGUUUUGGUUAAAAUAAAUUGUUAGCUGCCAAUCGCUUGUUAGCUGGCUAGCUAGCUUGCUUAAUGUACUAAGAGUCAGCGCAAACAUAGCUAGCUUAUACAGCCUGGUACCAGUGCUGGUGUAGGCCUAGAUAAGAAUGUUUGUGCAACGGUAUUUAUGAAAAUGAGUGAGUGUGAGUGUGUGUGUGCCAGCUCUAGGGGGCCCUGUUAAAGGUUGUCCCUGGCACUACAGCAAGGCUCAUUGGGGUGUAAAGCAGAAAAGGUCACGGAGCUCAGGAGACUGCACCUCUGAAGGUUAACACACUGUGACAAACCACACACUUUUAUUCGCACAUGUGCACUCGAUGCACCGACACCCUGCUCUGAAAGUCAAACACAGGCACACGCACACAUUGCUGACGCGCGCACUACCCACACACACACUGCUGACGCACAAACUACCCACACUCACGGCAUCCUCACCUCCAUAUCAUGUUCGCCGGAUUGCAUUUACAUCCUAAAUCAGCAAAACAAUUCUAAAUUUGCUCUCUGUGUGUGAGCCUGUGUAAAGGAGUGAGCCUGUGUACAGCGCCUUCAGAAAGUAUUCAUACCCCUUGACUUAUUCCACAUUUUGUUACAGCCUGAAUUCAAAAUUGAUUAAAUAUACUUUUAUCUCACCCAUCUACAUACAAUACCCCAUAAUGACGAAUUGAAAACAUGUUUUUAGAAAUUCUUGCAAAGUUUUGAAAAUGAAAUGGAGAUCUCAUUUACAUACGUAUUCUCAACCCUGAGUCAAUACUUUGUAGAAGCACCUUUGGCAGCAAUUACAGCUGUGAGUCUUUAUGGUUUUCAAUUUGCCCAUUUAUUCUUAAAAAAAAAAAUCAAGCUCUGUCAAAUUGGUUGUUGAUCAUUGCUAGAAAACCAUUUUCAGGCCUUGCCAUACAUUUUCAAAUAGAACAUUCACUGUCUUCUUGGUAAGCUACUCCAGUGUAGAUUUGUGUUAGGUUAUUGUUCUGCUGAAGGUGAAAGCAGACUGAACAAGGUUUUCCUCUAGGAUUUUGCCUGUGCUUAGCGCCAUUCCGGGGUUUGUUUAUAUCCUGAAAAACACCCGUCCUUAACGAUUACAAGCAUACCCAUAACAUGAUGCAGACACCACUAUGCUUGAAAAUAUGGAGAGUGGGACUCAGGAAUGUGUUGUACUGGAUUCAGGACAAAAAGAGAAUUGCUUUGCCACGUUUUGCAGUAUUACUUUAGUUCAGGAUGCAUGUUUUAGAAAAAAUGUAUUCUGUACAGGCUUCCUCCUUUUCACUCUGUCAAUUACGUUAGUAUUGUGCAGUGAACUACAAUGUUGUUGAUCCAUCCUCAGUUUUCUCCUACCACAGCCAUAGAGGCCCACAGUGGACGUGUCAUAAUACCCAUAAAACCUAGCGGUCAAACGGGGAAAUGAUUCCAAUCGUUUUUCCAUCAAUCAUUCUUUCCGUAAGGGAUUUUAGAAACACUUAAAUUAAGGGCUGUGUUUCGGGUAGGCUUACCCUGGCGUGACGUUUUGAUAACCGUGUAAAUCUCUCUCGGACCAGGUGACAUUUUUGAAUCUGUGUUUGAAAUUCACUGCUCGACUGAGGGACCUUACAGGUAAUUGUAUGUGUGGGGUACAGAGAAGAAGUAGUCAUUCAAAAAUGAUGUCAAACACUAUUAUUGCACACAGAGUGAGUCCAUGCAACUUAUUAUUUGACUUGUUAAGCACAUUUUUACUCCUGAACUUAGAGGCAUGUAAUAACAAAGGGCUUGAAUACUUAUUGACUCAAUAAAUUUUUUGUGUACUUAUUGACUCUACGUUUCAACUUUUCAGUUUUAAUUCAUUUGUAAAAAUUUCAAAAAACAUAAUUCCGUUUUGACAUUAUGGGAUAUUGUGCCUAGGCCAGUGACCAAAAAAUCUAAUUUGAAUCUAUUUUUAAAUUCAGGCUGUAACACAACAAAAUGUGGAGAAAGUCAAGGGGUAUGAAUACUUUCUGAAGGCACUGUAUGUGUUAGCCUGUGUGUGUAUGUGUGACAGAGAGUCAGCCCAUACACUAGUAUCUUUGUGUGAGUAUCGUAUGUAUGAGAACGUAGGCCUAUCCUAUGGAUGAAUGUGUCUAACUACACAUAGUGUAGGCCUAUCUACUGUACUGUAUGUGUGUGAUAGAUAUUGUGCUGAUAGCACUAGAAACAGAAACAGCAUUGUUUUUCAGCAGAGGCGGCAUGCAGGCGGUUGGUUGCCUAGUCAGAGCUCUCCCUCCCACCACUGGUAUUCUGCCCUUGAUGUGUGAGGUGACAGCGUCUGGCAGCGAGCCAUGAAAACCCCAGGCAUUAGGACAACAGGAUAACCUUUCAGCCCCUUACACUGUAGCCCUGCAUUUAAGGUGCUAACACCUUAUCUGCUGUUGAAGUGCCAGAUGUUUAGAGGAAAGAUAAUGUCUGACUGACUCAUUGAUAAGAUGAAGCAAAUUUGUCUGCCAACACGACACAGGCCUGGUUCUUCUUUCUAUACUAUGUGUAACAGUGUUUUGAAUUUGUCUAUUGAAUUUUUAUAGACAAUGGGAUAUUUCAUAAUUUUGCUAGAUAUUUAAAUGUUAAAUCGACAGGUUUCUAAGUUUAACUCAGUUCUUCUACUCUCUGUGCCUGAAAGGACGGGGCUAUUACCCUUUUCACACUACUGAGCUGACUAUCCAACAUAGUGGCUGGAACCACCCUGGAAAGGACAAUGUGAAAAGAACAUUUCCAAACCAGUACGGUUUGGGUUGGCACAAAGGUGGGAAAACGGCUAUGUGAUACCAGUCUGGUCCAGUCCCCAUAAGGCGUUGUUCCAUUCUCAGUGGCACUGGACCAGAUAUCCAUCCAUUGCAAUUCCUCUCAGGUUUGCUCCAUUUGGACGGUAGCCAUUUUGGCUCUUUGUAGAGUAGGGAGGGUUUGGAGGGGUGGGCCACUAUCCUUCUUCCUCAACAAAGCCUAUUUCGGGCUCAAACAUUAAUCGGUAUGGCAAGAUGGAAACUCCCUUUUUUUUAAUGACAUUUUUCAAUUUUUGCUUGGAGUGGAUUAGGAAAGAGAACCCCGAACCACACUGUAAUGUGAUUACAGCAGUCGUGUUUAAUUAUUAUUUUCAACAAAGCGACAGAGGAUUAUGGUUUGAAGAGAGGGGGUGACAUUAUUUUGAAGGGGUUACUUUUCUCUUCAUUACUCCCUAUGUAGUCUCGGAGGAGUUGAUGGGAUGAGUUAAUGAGCAUAAAAAUAGAAUUAUGGAACAUUGACUUGAAUGGGAAUGUCUGUUCUAUUCAUUGUAUUUCUAUGGUAAUACGUUCUUGUCUGGGUCGUCCCGCGCCAGGAUUGGUCCCGUCUGUGACGACAUCCCACAGAAUAUCCUUCCCAUGAUGCCCCAAGGAAGCCGCUGGUGCAUGGGCGGUAAUUGCCCAACGCUCGGUGUAAAAAUGUAUUUGCAGGUUUUUGCAUGUUGGUCCCCCGGCCAAGGGUUUCUAGAACGAAGGGGAGGGAGAGGGAAAGAGAGGAAGAGGGAGAGGGAGAGGAAGAGCGAGACGGGUAGAGAGAGUGAGCAACAUAAAAGUGCUGACUUUAGUCAUUUUGACUUCAAGGCCCCAUUCUUUCUCUGCUCCUGACAGCUUUCAUUAUUCAAAGACGAGCUCUUGUUCUCGGGCCGCCAUUUUAAACGUCAGUCUAUAUUCCGGUGCUAGUGCAAGGUUCGCUCGCCUCGUACCAGAGCACUUCAUUUAAGCAGUCUUUUUUUACCAUAAUAGCAAUUCUCUUCUAUUACCUAGGUCGGCUUCAAUUUCAACCUGGGUUUUGAAUCCAAUAUGCAUUUUGCUUCUUAAUUUCAGUGACGAUGCCUGAUGAAAACGAAUGAGAGAUUUUAUGUGGAAAAGCACCAAUGCUUUUUAGACUGGGAGGGGUUAGAGCUAAAAUUUGUCAAUAACUUGCGAUUGUCGUAAGCACGCGUGAAUUGAAUUUUAAAACUCUUUUAAGCUUUUAGUAAGUGCCAAAACGGGGGUAAGUGCUUAGUUGGACGCAUUCCAUGAAGCAAGUGUAGAUCAAGCAUAGGGCCUCCAAUGACGGUGUCUGACUAAAACUGAGCAGCUAAACUUGGGGUCUUUUCAGGAGGAUGCAACUAUGCAGAAUGUUUAGAUAGAAACGUAUUGUUUGGAACAGAUAUGAUUGUCUGUCACUGUUUUGCAGUGCUGUGCAUACUGUAAGCGCCUUGGAGCAUCCAUCAAGUGCUGUGAGGAGGGCUGCUGCCGCUCCUACCAUUUCCCCUGCGCCGCCGCUGCUGGAACGUUCCAGGACCUGCGCCGACACACCCUCCUCUGCCCUGAUCACCUCCAGCUAGCCUCACAAAGAUGUGAGUAUAGACCCUGUGUUGCACUGGGAGAAUGAUAACUAGAUUUCACUAUAGAUGUCUAGUAGACAAAAGGCCAACUCUAGACACAACACAAGGCUUAUGAUAAGUGACAUAAUAUUUAUGUCAACUGGCAACUCUUAUCUAUUCUGAUUCUAACUGAAGAACCAACUCUAACUGAUUCCACAACUGAUAUUUCCCUUGGUCAGAAGCAGCCAUGAUGACAUGCUGCAGAAUCAGUGUCACGUAGGUUUUAUGAAAUUCACUCCGUCUUGCCAAAUCACCCUUUUUAUGUUUUAGACAGUAUGUUAAAUUGUCAAAGUGAUGUUACUUUCUCAUUGAAUGAAAUGUCUUUACACAUGAUGAUUCCAGAAAAAUCUGGAGAAAAAAUGUAAGCAGUCUUUAAAAAAAAACCAUAAUAGCAAUUCUCUACUAUUACCGAGGUAACAAUUAUUUUGACAUAAACAGUUGCAUUCAUGAGUUGUACUUUGGGAUCUGCCCUUGUCUCACCAAACACCUCUAUAGCUCAGCCCACGUUAAUCACACAGACUGAUGCAGAAGAAAUGGACGAAUCCAAUGGUACAACCCAGAAGUCUGUACCUCAAACACACAAUGUUUAAAAGGGGUUAGAAAUCCAAAACACGCAGGCAUUACUCAUUGGGUUAAUAUGAUUUUCCUCCUUACCUACAGCUAAAGAGGAGGUGAAGUGCUUGUUGUGUGACAGUGCUGGAGACCUGCAGGACCAACUCUUCUGCACCUCGUGUGGGCAGCACUACCACGGGGCGUGUCUGGACGUGAGUGUCACCCCCCUGAAGAGGGCCGGCUGGCAGUGCCCCGAGUGCAAAGUCUGUCUGACCUGCAGGUAAUGGUCCACUCUGUAGCAUAACGUACCAUAUGCAUGCUUGUAUGCGCUAGAAGACAUUGCGCUAGAAGCCAUUGCGCUAGAAGCCAUUGCGCUAGAAGCCAUUGCGCUAGAAGCCAUUGCGCUAGAAGCCAUUGCGCUAGAAGCCAUUGCGCUAGUUAGAUGUGUGCUAGUAGCCAUUGCGCUAGUUAGCUGUGUGCGCUAGUUAGCCGUGUGCGCUAGUUAGCCGUGUGCGCUAGUUAGCCGUGUGCGCUAGUAGCCAUUGCGCUAGUUAGCUGUGUGCGCUAGUAGCCAUUGUGCUAGUAGCCAUCAUGUGGUGUUGUCACCCUCCCGAGACCUGAAGUAGUGUCGCCCAACCAAGACAAGGGCAUGAUAGGGUAAUGGCUAGCAGCCAACCAAAGUGCCAUUGUUUGGCGUUUGUGUCACAUAGCUGACUAACAAUGAAAAAGUUGUUGUUUAGACGGUUACCUAAGUUGACUGAGUUGACACCAAAUGGACCCCAUUCCUAACUCUGUCACUCCCAUGAGCCAUAGUCCACUCACCAUUCAUCCGCAUCCCGAGUGGAAAAACUCCAUUAACUUUUGAGAUUUCUAUCAGGGAUAGCUAUGAACGAAUAGGAAAAAAUGUCUGGUUCUGCACCCAGCUGCAUAUAGCCAGCCGACUAUAUAUGUUUUUGUGUUUCAAAGAAAUCGAAAAAAGAGAAUUGAGCCAUUGGGGAGUCAGUUUCGAGCUUGUUGGAGUUUUCUGAAGGGUCUAUAGGAAGAUAAAAGGGGAAAAGAGAGAGUCUUAUUUUUUUUGCAUGUGGAAUUAAUAACAACUGUAUUUUGCAGGAGCAUGGGAGCAUUAAAAGAAAAGAUAAGAGAGCUGGGGAGAUUUGUGUGCAUACUGUGUUUGAUCAGCCCCAAGCUCCCUACACAUACAACCAGCCAAGCAAAGUCAAUUCCUUCGCAAGGCUGUCUGCUUUAAUGUAAACUGUUUUUCUUUGUGGAAGGGUGUGUGUUGUGUGUGUGCUGUGGAGGUGUGUGUGUGUUGUGGGAGUGUGUGUGUGGUUGGGGGGACUAGGUGUGUGUGGAGAGGUAUGUGCUUGUGAAGGAGUCACAUUUUGGGGGAGUAUAGUAAAGAAUAGAUGAAAGACGGGGAUGACUAAAUCUGAGAGCUGAUGAUUCAAAGUGCUCCAGGAGUGGAGAGUUGAAGCCAGCAAAUUAAGUAAUCGAAAAGCAAAAGAGCAUGACCUACUGGUGUCUCUUUUGAAGGCAAGCUUUUAAAGAUUUUUAUAGAGUUUGCUUAACUCUGAAAGUGUUGAUUUCAUGGAAGUGAGCUCCCCUACCAAGACCAUGUUUUUGGUAGCGUAAUGAUUAGCACGCUAGCCUCUGGGGAGUGAAGUGGUGUUGUUGAUUUGAGAUGGAAUCCUGCGUGUGACAUGCAGGUUUAUUUCCAUUGCAUUGGCUUGUCAUGGGCUGUCAAUCAUGGACAGAAUGUAACAGAAGCUCUUUAUGUUGAGGGAGAUCACAUUUGAGAUUAUGUGGGCAUUGAAAGCCUGCUGCCUAUAUGUACUGUAUAUAUUAAUGAGGCCUACUGUAAAGCCUGUAUAUAGGGAUAAGAGGCCUACUGUAAAGCCUGUAUAUAGGGAUAAGAGGCCUACUGUAAAGCCUGUAUAUAGGGAUAAGAGGCCUACUGUAAAGCCCGUAUAUAGGGAUAAGAGGCCUACUGUAAAGCCCGUAUAUAGGGAUAAGAGGCCUACUGUAAAGCCCGUAUAUAGGGAUAAGAGGCCUACUGUAAAGCCCGUAUAUAGGGAUAAGAGGCCUACUGUAAAGCCUGUAUAUAGGAAUAAGAGGCCUACUGUAAAGCCCGUAUAUAGGGAUAAGAGGCCUACUGUAAAGCCCGUAUAUAGGGAUAAGAGGCCUACUGUAAAGCCCGUAUAUAGGGAUAAGAGGCCUACUGUAAAGCCCGUAUAUAGGGUUAAGAGGCCUACUGUAAAGCCCGUAUAUAUGGAUAAGAGGCCUACUGUAAAGCCCGUAUAUAGGGAUAAGAGGCCUACUGUAAAGCCCGUACAUAGGGUUAAGAGGCCUACUGUAAAGCCCGUAUAUAGGGAUAAGAGGCCUACUGUAAAGCCCGUAUAUAGGGAUAAGAGGCCUACUGUAAAGCCCGUAUAUAGGGAUAAGAGGCCUACUGUAAAGGCCGUAUAUAGGGAUAAGAGGCCUACUGUAAAGCCCGUAUAUAGGGUUAAGAGGCCUACUGUAAAGCCCGUAUAUAGGGUUAAGAGGCCUACUGUAAAGCCUGUAUGUAGGGAUAAUAGGCCUACUGUAAAGCCUGUAAAUAGGGAUAAGAAUCCUACUGUAAACCCUGCACCAUGGUGUUGAGCUGAGCUAAGCUUCCAAGGAGCUAGGAUGGGAGAGAGUUGGAAAAGAUCAGUGAAAAUAUAGAGUGCAGUUUUAACAGAUGGGGAGCUGGGGAAUUGGUGGGGGGAGAGGGAUGGGGGCCAGGGGGUGUUGGUUAGGCAGCAGCACUCAGAGUGAUAUAGGGACGUCUCUGUGUGUGUGUGUGUGUGUGUGACUCCACUGCACAGCUGUAAAUAUCAGAUGACGUUCUCAUUCAGGUUGGAUUUGUGUCAUCUGAAAAACAGGCUACUGGGAUUUGAUAGAUCUCUGGGCUCUAGCCUCUUUCCUAAUACCAUAACCCCCCACCACACACACACGCCAUAAAUCUUACAUUUAGGUCUCUUGAUUUAUUCUUCAAACAACAUUAAUGCAUCCAAAAUCUGCCACGGAGGGACGGUUCUCGAUGGCGGGUGCCGUUUUAAUGGUGCGUUUGAUUGGCUGGACCAAUUUAGAAUCUUGAAGUUCAGUGAAUUGUAUUCUAUGAAGGAAACGUGAUCUUUUCUCGUUCCUAUAAGUUAUGUGUACCAGGUAAUGGAAAAAGACGUAAUGUUCACAAUGUGGUGUGUGAGAUCAUUUGUGUGUUAUAAAAUGUACUGCAUUGAACAUAAUCAGUGAGAGGUUUUUUACCCCCGAUUGACAAACCUAAUUUGAGUUCCCAACUGUCUGGCUGGCUUUCUUUUCUUCCUCGUACUUUAUUGAUAAAUGAAUGUAGUUCCUUGUCUAAUUCCCAAACACUGAUAAAGAGCCUAUAGACACUGUGAGACCCUGGAGGACCAGACUCAAUAAUCCCUCUCCUGAACCACACAGAUAAAUACCAAAGUGACACUUGGACAAAUGGUUUGGGUGUCUGUCUUUGCGGUUGGGAAACACAAACCCUGGUGCUGUCCAUACUACAGUACUCCCAUGCUAUUUUUCUCUCUAGUCUAGGGUGUGUGGGUUACAUUGGGUGUGUAUUGGGUGUGUGUCGUAUAUUAUUGUGUGUGUAUAAUCUUUCUCUUUCCUGUGUGUGUGUUGCAGGAACCCGGGGGAGGACAGCAAGAUGCUGGUCUGUGACACGUGCGAUAAAGGCUAUCACACCUUCUGUCUCCAGCCUACCAUGAAAUCCAUCCCCACCAACGGUUGGCGGUGCAAGGUAAGAAACACUCCAAACACUUUUCACAACACGGAAUAUCGUCUGGCAGAGACAGGAGAGUAUGUAUGUAUAUAACGUGCUGUCAAUUUACCUCACGGGGGGGGGGGGGGGGGCGGACGGACGGACGGACGGGGGGCUCUGAAGGAACGCGAGUGAAGCUCUUGUCUUCCGGCUGUUUCACCGUACCCCCAUUUCUCUGUCUCUCUGUCUCUCUCUCUCUCUCUGUCCCCAAAGAGUCUCCCAGCUGUUUUUAUCCGGCAGUUGAAAAUAGCUUUUGGGGCUUUUAGUGCCUUUUUGGGCUGUGGGGGGGGGGAGAUACAGCCCUCAAACAUGGGCAAUAGCUUUUGGGGCUUUUAGUGCCUUUUUGGGCUGCAGGAGGGGUGGGGGGGGGAGAUACAGCCCUCAAACAUGGGCAAUGAAGUGUGUUUCCCCCGGCUUUGCAGUGGGGGCACGCAAGCAUGCAGGCUUUCAUCUCCACUAUUGUCAUAAAGGGAGAUUCUGGGCUUAGUGUGGUUGCUAAAAUGGAGGGAGGAAAUACUGUGGAUACAUAAGAGUAGAGUGCCAAAAGCUGAGAUGGCCCCCAACCCUUUUACCUUACUGUAAAGGGGAACAGUUUUUCUUAUUGCAUUCUGGAAGACUCGGGACAUGUGAGGAUUUCUUAGUUUCAAUCUUUUAUCUUUCAAAACAAAAUGUAGGUUUUCAUUCACCCAUUUUACUUAGUUGCUGUGUGGUACAAAGGGGAGUAGUCUAAAAUGUCUCCCCAAGACCUGCACUGCUGCUGUUUUGUAUCCACAUUUUAUUGGAGGAGAGAUUCCUCAUGUUGCUCCAUUUUUAAAGGGAAAAUACACUCAAGAAAAACAAUUGUAAAAAAUAUAUACAGUGCAUUCGGAAAGUAUUCAGACACUUUUUCCACAUUUUGUUACGUUACAGCCUUAUUCUAAAAUUGAUUAAAUAAUUUUUUCCCCUCAUCAAUCUACACACAAUAUCCCAUAGUGACAUUUUAGCUCAUUUGUUAAAAAACAAAAAACGGAUACCUUAUUUACAUAAGUAUUCAGACCCUUUGCUAUGAGACUCGAAAUUGAGCUCAGGUACAUCCUGUUUCCAUUGAUCAUCCUUGAGAUGUUUCUACAACUUCAUUGGAGUCCACCUGUGGUCAAUUCAAUUGAUUGGACAUGACAGAGCAAAAACCAAGCCAAGAGGUUGAAGGAAUUGUCUGUAGAGCUCCGAGACAGGAUUGUGUCAAGGCACAGAUCUGGGGAAGGGUACCCAAAAAAUUCUGCAGCAUUGAAGGUCCCCAAGAACACAGUGGCCUCCAUCAUUCUUAAAUUGAAGAAGUUUGUAACCACCAAGACUCUUCCUAGAGCUGGCCGCCCGGCCAAACUGAGCAAUCGGGGGAGAAGGGCCUUAGUCAGGGAGGUGACCAAGAACCCGAUGGUAACUCUGACAGAGCUCCAUAGUUCUUCUGUGGAGAUGGGAGAACCUUCCAGAAGGACAACCAUCUCUGCAGCGCUCCACCAAUCAGGCCUUUAUGAUAGAGUGGCCUGAUGGAAGCCACUCUUCAGUAAAAGGCACAUGACAGCCCGCUUGGAGUUUGCCAAAAGGCACCUAAAGGACUCUCAGGCCAUGAGAAACAAGAUUAUCUGGAUCUGAUGAAACCAAGAUUGAACUCUUUGGCCUGAAUGCUAAGCGUCACGUCUGGAGGAAACCUGGCACCAUCCCUACGGCGAAGCAUGGUGGUGGCAGCAUCAUGCUGUGGGGAUGUUUUUCAGCGGCAGGGAGACUAGUCAGGGUCAAGGGAAAGAUGGACGGAGCAAAUUACAGAGAGAUCCUUGAUGAAAACCUGCUCCAGAGCGUCCAGGACCUCAGACUGGGCCGAAGAUUCACCUUCCAACAGGACAACGACCCUAAGCACACAGCCAAGACAACGCAGGAGUGGCUUCGGGACAAGUCUCAAUGUCCUUGAGUGGCCCAGCUAAAGCCCGGACUUGAACCUAAUCGAACAACUCUGAAAAUAGCUAUGCAGCGACGCUCUCCAUCCAACCUGACAAAGCUUGAGAGGAUCUGCUGAGAAGAAUGGGAGAAACUCCCCAAAUGCAGGCAUACCCAAGAAGACUCAAGGCUGUAAUCGCUGCCAAAGGUGCUUCAACAAAGUACUGAGUAAAGGGUCUGAACACUUAUGUAAUUUUAUUUUAUUUAUUUAUUUAUUUUCAUUAUGGGGUAUUGUGUGUAGAUUGAUGAGGGGGAAAAACAAUUUAAUCCAUUUUAAAAUAAGGCUGUAGCGUACCAAAAUGUGGAAAAAGUCAAGGGGUUUGAGUACUUUCUGAAUGCACUGUAUAUAUAUUUUUUUUUAUUAGUCCACUGUUGAAACAGUCCCAAAAUGCUUUGCAUGUCAGCAGUCAAGUUUUAAAAAUAUUGGACUUUCAAGAAGCAAAGUGUCACCGGCUACAUCAUCAUGAUGAUGCAAAACAUUUUGGGACUGUAUCAACAGUGGACUAAUGAACAAAAUAUUGUUUUUGAGUGGAAUUUCCCUUUAACAUUUGAAUGAAGAAUUCUGCCUAAUUUCACUGUAAAGGGUUUGCCUUAGGUCCAUAGACAUCCAUGGUCAUUUUGACCCUUAUUGAGAUACUGCCAAUAGAAACCCACAAUUCUCAUUGACAUCCGCAUUGGGGUGAAUUUACAAGUCUCGCUGCGUGUGUAGGCAGGACAUUGAGACGUAAUCUGAGCUAAUCCAUCAUUUUACAUCCGAUGGAGGGAUGAAGAGGAUGGAUAGAUAUGUCUCUGAUCCCAUUCCUCUGAUCAUCAGCUGGCCACCAGCUCUACCUCUUUCUCUCUCUUUCUUACUCUGUGUCUGUCUGUGUGUUAUUAAUCCCUGUCUGUCUCACGGUUACAGCACACUGCGCUGCCAAGGCAAAUGUAGUUAUCCGAGGCCUGCUAGCGCGCGCACACACACACCUCCUCUCCCCCACCUUAUCCCCAUCUCUUCCCAAAUCCCAGUCAGGCACUUAUUUUCUUCAGGAUAGACGUGGGGCCACUCUCUCUCCCUCCUUCCUUCCUUCCCCUGGCCCACAGGGCCACUCUCUCCCCCCACUGUUGGACAUGAGCUGGCCACUGGAGCCAAGCCAUAGGGGUGGCUUGUCUCUAAUAGGCCAGUGGGGGUCUGGACUUUAGGGUGUGUGGGUGGCGUUUGGUAGGUUAGGGGGUUGUACAGAGAAGCUUUAGAUUGAGCUUGUUCCUCCUCACCCCUGAAAGCUCGGAAUACCACUGCUCCUUUUGAACGCUACUUAAUGAGCCUGAAGUGGUACUUUUGAAGGUGUAAUGUAAUUUCCACCUGGCUGAUCAUAGGCUCAUUGCAAAGGAGGCAUAUUUUUUAUAUGGGUUGGGAAAUGUAUGUUAAUUAUUAUCUUUGCGUAAUCCAAUAGUGAUCACGUGUUUUGAAAUGGCUGUCAUAAAGAUGUAGUGUUUUAUCCGUUUUAAUAACUGACAUAAUGUAAAUGGCAAUCAGUUUAAUCCUCUGAUGUGACAUUUUCAACCAACAUUUAAAUAGAACAGUUUCAUGCUUCAUAACAAAGUGAGGUCAGUUGGCAAAAGUUUAAAGGUGGUUGGCAGAAAUAAACACACUACUUUCUAUGGUAUGCAUUGUCAUUCUGGUGCCAUGUACAGUGCCUUGCAAAGGUAUUCCUCCCCCUUGGCGUUUUUCCUAUUUUGUUGCAUUACAACCUGUAAUUUAAAUGGAUUUUUAUUUGCAUUUCAUGUAAUGGACAUACACACAAUAGUCCAAAUUGGUGAAGUGAAAUGAAAAGAAUAACUUGUUUCAAAAAGUCAAAAUAAUAAAUAACGGAAAAGUGGUGCGUGCAUAUGUAUUCACCCCCUUUGCUAUGAAGCCCCUAAAUAAGAUCUGGUGCAACCAAUUACCUUCAGAAGUCACAUAAUUAGUUAGAUUGCACACAAGUGGUCUUUAUUUAAGUGUCACAUGAUCUCAGUGUAUAUAUACACCUGUUCUGAAAGGCCCCAGAGUCUGCAACACCACUAAGCAAGGGGCAACACCAAGAAAGCGGCACCAUGAAGACCAAGGAGCUCUCCAAUCAGGUCAGGGACAAAGUUGUGGAGAAGUACAGAUCAUUAAAUCCAUUAUUAAAAAUGGAAAGAAUAUGGCACCACAACAAACCUGCCAAGAGAGGGCCGCCCACCAAAACUCACGGACCAGGCAAGGAGGGCAUUAAUCAGAGAGGCAACAAAGAGACCAAAGAUAACCCUGAAGGAGCUGCAAAGCUCCACAGCGGAGAUUGGAGUAUCUUUCCAUAGGACUACUUUAAGCCAUACAGUCCACAGAGCUGGGCUUUAUGGAAGAGUGGCCGGAAAAAAGCCAUUGCUUAAAGAAGAAAAUAAGCAAACACGUUUGGUGUUCGCCAAAAGGCAUGUGGGAGACUCCCCAAACAUAUGGAAGAAGGUACUCUGGUCAGAUGAGACUAAAAUUGAGCUUUUUGGCCAUCAAGGAAAACACUAUGUCUGGCGCAAACCCAACACCUCUCAUCACCCCAUGAACAUCAUCCCCACAGUGAAGCAUGGUGGUGGCAGCAUCAUGUUUUGGGGAUGUUUUUCAUCGGCAGGGACUGGGAAACUGGUCAGAAUUGAAGGAAUGAUGGAUGGCGCCAAAUACAGGGAAAUUCUUGAGGGAAACCUGUUUCAGUCUUCCAGAGAUUUGAGACUGGACGGAGGUUCACCUUCCAGCAGGACAAUGACCCUAAGCAUACUGCUAUAGCAACACUCAAGUGGUUUAAGUGGAAACAUUUAAAUGUUUUGGAAUGGCCUAGUCAAAGCCCAGACCUCAAUCCAAUUGAGAGUCUGUGGUAUGACUUAAAGAUUGCUGUACACCAGCGGAACCCAUCCAACUUGAAGGAGCUGGAGCAGUUUUGCCUUGAGGAAUCCCAAGAGACUUGCAGCUGUAAUUGCUGCAAAAGGUGGCUCUACAAAGUAUUGACUUUGGGAGGUGAAUAGUUAUGGACGCUCAAGUUUUCAGUGUUUUUGUCUAGUUUCUUGUUUCACCCGCAACAUUUUUUUGCAUCUUCAAAGUGGUAGGCAUGUUGUGUAAAUCAAAUUAUACAAACCCCCAAAAAUCAAUUUUAAUUCCAGGUUGUAAGGCAACAAAAUAGGAAAAAUGUCAAGGGGGGUGAAUACUUUCGCAAGCCACUGUAGCGAAGCAUUCUAUAGCCACUGGGUGUUGUUGAAAUGUAUUUUUCAAAGAAUGUGUUUUCACAUGUAGUUUUGUCACUCCAAACUUUGGUUGUUGACCAUGGAAAUCUAAAUAUUUCAGUGUGCAAUGAAUCCAUAUGUAGAAGUGUAACUAAUGUAUCAUGUCUCUGGCCUUCCCUCUAUCUCCAGAACUGUCGGGUGUGUUCUUUGUGUGGGGUCAGGCUGGCGGGCCAGUGGGCCCACAACAUCACACUGUGCGAGGGUUGCCAUGGGCAACCGGAGGAGCCCGCCCCCACCCUGCAGUGCUCACUGUGUGUGAGGGGCCAAGGCCCCGGUGACGCCCCUGGAGACGCCCCUAAAGACGACCACCUCACCUGCCGCACCUGCAAGAGGUACGCUUCAUUCUGUCGCCGUGAUUACUGUUGAUUAUGUUAACGUCCCCAACACUGCUGAUGGAUGCCGUGCAAGACAAUGAGCUGAUACACAGUAGAACUACAAUAUUUAUUUAGUAUGUGAUUAGCCUGUUCCCAGAUCUGUUAGUGCUGUGGUCAUUGUCAUGUUUGGCAUGAGGGGUCCUACAGCACAAAUCUGGGACCAGGCUUACAUGUACCAGUCUGUGGUAGGGAUGGGCACAGUUAUUUUAAUAUCCGAACAGACGUUAGUAUUGAAAUACUUGCAAGAGUAUUCAUUUUUGAAGAAAAAUAAAUCAUAGGCCUAUUUUAACAAUGAAAAGGCUUUGUCUAAAUGUAAUUUAAUUAUCUAUGUGACAUUCCAACACACAAAGAUAUACCAUGACAUUUGAAAUUCUUAAUUCAAUAAAACAAGACUGUAGUUAUGACGUGCGCCCCAUAAAAAUACGUACCGUAGUCUACACGGGUUUCACUCGUUUGUUGUUAUUGUUGGCCAUUCAGUUGCAAGCAAGCGGCACCCAAGUCGCGCAUGCUAGGCAGCAAGCCAGUUCCCAAGUUUAAGUAAUCCGGAUAUCCGAAAACAUGUAAUGAUAUUAUUUGAAUAGUGAAAGUAUUUCAAAUGCCCAUCCCUAGUCAGUGAUAUAUACUGUAUAUGCCACAUGGGGCCUCUUUCAGUGUCCCUGUGUACGCAGGUUGUAUCAUCUGUCUCGUUACGUGUGAUUGAGCUAUUUAUUGACUAACGAUGUGGAUUUGACACCCCGCUGUCGGGGUCAUCUAAUGAAUUGGAUUAUAAUAUGGUUUACAGCUAGAGACUGUCACACAGCCAAAGUGUUAGCUAAUAUGUCAGAUGGAUUAUAACUGAAUUGGUUUUCAAGCUUUACAGACCGGGAAACUUAGCAUUACAGUGUUGUAGCCCAGUAGGUUAGUUUAGUUGGUUUUUCACAUGUUUCACAGUGUACAAAUGGUCAAUACCAAAUGGAAUCUCCAGGUCAGCAACUGGCCCAGCGAUCCAGCCAAUCCCGGUCACUUAAAACGUUGAAUAGGUAGAUUAAUGGCUACGUGGGCCUCUAUACCAACUACUAUUAUUAACCAAUCACUGAGCUGGAUUUGGCAGCUCUGCUGUGGGCUAAGGUUUUUCCACAACAGAGCGAUUGUUGCCCACGGCGACCACUGGGAGGUCGUUACGGCAACCCAGAGCUCAUGCAGUUGGCGGCAUGGUGAUGCCUUUGUGAUGAGGGGUCGUGUAAGUAAAGACCACUGUGGCGAAUGGAUUGGUUAUCCAGGUCCAGCAAGUCGCCUUAGGGUCAGCCAAUAUCGUUCACCGUAGUGGACACUUCCUGCCGUCCAGGGAAGUAAAUAGGAGCUGCAAACCCCUAGGCCCCAAACUUAAGUCUGGACCUCGAAGCCAGUUCCACUGCAUUUUUUCAUUGUUCCUCUCUAAUCAGGGACUGAUUUUAGACCUGGGACAACAGGUGUGUGCAAUUUAAUUAUCAGGUCGAACAGAAAACAAGCAGGCUCCGGGCCUCGUAGGGUAAGAGUUAAGGACCCUUGGCCUACAGUGGCUUGCGAAAGUAUUCACCCCCCUUGGCAUUUUUCCUAUUUUGUUGCCUUACAACCUGGAAUUAAAAUUGUUUUUUGGGGGGGGUUUGUAUCAUUUGAUUUACACAAGAUGCAAAAUAUUUUUUCUUGUGAAACAAACAAGAAAUUAGACAAAAAACCAGUACUUGAGCGUGCGUAACUAUUUAAUACUUUGUAGAGCCACCUUUUGCAGCAAUUAUAGCUGCAAGUCUCUUUGGGUAUGUCUCUAUAAGCUUGGCACAUCUAGCUACUUUCAAGUUGGAUGGGUUCCGCUGGUGUACAGCAAUCUUUAAGUCAUACCACAGAUUCUCAAUUGGAUUGAGGUCUGGGCUUUGACUAGGCAAUUCCAAGACAUUUAAAUGUUCCCCUUAAACCACUGGAGUGUUGCAUUAGCAGUAUGCUUAGGGUCAUUGUCCUGCUGGAAGGUGAACCGCUGUCCCAGUCUCAAAUCUCUGGAAGACUGAAACAGGUUUCCCUCAAGAAUUUCCCUGUAUUUAGUGUCAUCCAUCAUUCCUUCAAUUCUGACCAGUCCCUGCCGAUGAAAAACAUGCCCACAGCAUGAUGCUGCCACCAUCUUGUUCUCGAGGUGAUGAGAGGUGUUGGGUUUGCGCCAGACAUAGUUUUCCUUGAUGGACAAAAAGCUACAUUUUAGUCUCAUCUGACCAGAGUACAUUCUUCCAUAUGUUUGGGGAGUCUCCCACAUGCCUUUUGGCGAACACCAAACGUGUUUGCUUAUUUAUUUUUUAAACAAUGGCCACUCUUCCGUAAAGCCCAGCUCUGUGGAGUGUACGGCUUAAAGUGGUCCUAUGGACAGAUACUCCAAUCUCCACUGUGGAGCUUUGCAGCUCCUUCAGGGUUAUCUUUGGUCUCUUUGUUGCCUUUCUGAUUAAUGCCCUCCUUGCCUGGUCCGUGAUUUUGGUGGGCGGCGAUGUUCAAAGUUUCUGAUAUUUCUUUAUAACCCAACCCUGAUCUGUACUCCACAACUUUGUCCCUGACCUGUUUGGAGAGCUCCUUGGUCUUCAUGGUGCCGCUUGCUUGGUGGUGCCCCUUGCUUAGUGGUGUUGCAGACUCUGGGGCCUUUCAGAACAGGUGUGUAUAUACAGUGGGGAGAACAAGUAUUUGAUACACUACCGAUUUUGCAGGUUUUCCUACUUACAAAGCACGUAGAGGUCUGUCAUUUUUAUCAUAGGUACACUUCAACUGUGAGAGACGGAAUCUAAAACAAAAAUCCAGAAAAUCACAUUGUAUGAUUUUUAAGUAAUUAAUUUGCAUUUUAUUGCAUGACAUAAGUAUUUGAUCACCUACCAACCAGUAAGAAUUCCGGCUCUCACAGACCUGUUAGUUUUUCUUUAAGAAGCCCUCCUGUUCUCCACUCAUUACCUGUAUUAACUGCACCUGUUUGAACUCGUUACCUGUAUAAAAGACACCUGUCCACACACUCAAUCAAACAGACUCCAACCUCUCCACAAUGGCCAAGACCAGAGAGCUGUGUAAGGACAUCAGGGAUAAAAUUGUAGACCUGCACAAGGCUGGGAUGGGCUACAGGACAAUAGGCAAGCAGCUUGGUGAGAAGGCAACAACUGUUGGCACAAUUAUUAGAAAAUGGAAGAAGUUCAAGAUGACGGUCAAUCAUCCUCGGUCUGGGGCUCCAUGCAAGAUCUCAUCUCGUGGGGCAUCAAUGUUCAUGAGGAAGGUGAGGGAUCAGCCCAGAACUACACGGCAGGACCUGGUCAAUGACCUGAAGAGAGCUGGGACCACAGUCUCAAAGAAAACCAUUAGUAACACACUACGCCGUCAUGGAUUAAAAUCCUGCAGCGCACGCAAGGUCCCCCUGCUCAAGCCAGCGCAUGUCCAGGCCCGUCUGAAGUUUGCCAAUGACCAUCUGGAUGAUCCAGAGGAGGAAUGGGAGAAGGUCAUGUGGUCUGAUGAGACAAAAAUAGAGCUUUUUGGUCUAAAUUCCACUCGCCGUGUUUGGAGGAAGAAGAAGGAUGAGUACAACCCCAAGAACACCAUCCCAACCGUGAAGCAUGGAGGUGGAAACAUCAUUCUUUGGGGAUGCUUUUCUGCAAAGGGGACAGGACGACUGCACCGUAUUGAGGGGAGGAUGGAUGGGGCCAUGUAUCGCGAGAUCUUGGCCAACAACCUCCUUCCCUCAGUAAGAGCAUUGAAGAUGGGUCGUGGCUGGGUCUUUCAGCAUGACAACGACCCGAAACACACAGCCAGGGCAACUAAGGAGUGGCUCCGUAAGAAGCAUCUCAAGGUCCUGGAGUGGCCUACCCAGUCUCCAGACCUGAACCCAAUAGAAAAUCUUUGGAGGGAGCUGAAAGUCCGUAUUGCCCAGCGACAGCCCCGAAACCUGAAGGAUCUGGAGAAGGUCUGUAUGGAGGAGUGGGCCAAAAUCCCUGCUGCAGUGUGUGCAAACCUGGUCAAGACCUACAGGAAAUGUAUGAUCCCUGUAAUUGCAAACAAAGGUUUCUGUACUGCUUUUCUGAUGUGUCAAAUACUUAUGUCAUGCAAUAAAAUGCAAAUUAAUUACUUAAAAAUCAUACAAUGUGAUUUUCUGGAUUUUUGUUUUAGAUUCCGUCUCUCACAGUUGAAGUGUACCUAUGAUAAAAAAUUACAGACCUCUACAUGCUUUGUAAGUAGGAAAACCUGCAAAAUCGGCAGUGUAUCAAAUACUUGUUCUCCCCACUGUAUACUGAGAUCAUGUGACAGAUCAUGUGACACUUAGAUUGCACACAGGUGGACUUUAUUUAACUAAUAAUGUGACUUCUGAAGAUAAUUCGUUGCACCAGAUCUUAUUUAGGGACUUCAUAGCAAAGGGGGUGAAUACAUAUGCACGCACCACUUUUCCGUUAUUUUUUUUUUUGAAUUCUUUGAAAUACGUUUUUUUUUCAUUUCACUUCACCAAUUUGGACUAUUUUGUGAAUGUCCAUUACAUGAAAUGCAAAUAAAAAUCCAUUUAAAUGACAGGUUGUAAUGCAAAAGUAUUCAUCCCCCUUGGCGUUUUUCUUAUUUGUUGCAAGGCACUGUAGACCCUCACUUGAAGUGCUGUUUUAGCUAAUUUUUAUUGGCCAAAAAAAACUGGCCAGUUUUACAUUGUUAUUGUGGCUAGUUUUAACAGUAGUUUUAAGACCAGCUCUUGGAGAGGGCUGAAAUGGCCAUUCUCUCAGAGGCCCCUCAUAAGUACUUCUAAGCAUACUCACAUUAUGAGUAGGGCUCACAGCCAGUUCUCUAGUAGUUAUCCAGAAGUUCCCCAAACAUAGUCAAAAGUAUUGCCGUUAAUGAACUGCAUGUUUCAUUUGCUUAGUGCUUACACGUCACGCUGACUCAGCAAACUAGCUCUUCUUGUCAGUUUCCCCGCUGAAACUCACACUGGUCUGUCUUUUGAAGUAGCCAGAGCUCAGGAAUCGCAGGCAAUACAUGGGCUACACAUACAUGUCCUCUGUCUCCACGACGAUGACCGUAUUAUAAGCAGCGCCUGUCUUUUUACUAAAGAAAUUCAUAUUGUAUCCCCCUAGAGUCUUAAGGGCCCGGGUCUGAGUUUCUACUAAGCUAGCCUCGUUGAGAACCAGGCUUCCCUAAUGCAUAUCUCUAGCUUAAACAGACAGAUUUUGAUGGGGAUUUUUUAAAUUGUAAUUAUUAUUCUUUGAGCCGAGCACGCUUGGCAUUCUCUCAUCCAGCUUCACCUGGAAUGCUUUUCUAACAGUCUUGAAGGAGUUCCCACAUAUGCUCAGCACUUGUUGGCUGCUUUUCCUUCACUCUGCGGUCCAACUCAUCCCAAACCAUCUCAAUUGGGUUGAGGUCGGGUGAAUGUGGAGGCCAUCAUUAUUCUUUGAGCCAAGCCGCGCAUCAUUUAUUUGCUCGGCACUGAAAAGCCAACUGACAUUUACUCCGGAGGUGCUGACCUGUUGCACCCUCUACAACCACUUUGAUUAUUAUUUGACCCUGCUGGUCAUCUAUGAAUGUUUGAACAUCUUGAAGAACGAUUUGGCCUUAAUGGCCAUGUACUCUUACCUCCACCCGGCACAGCCAGCAGAGGACUGGCUACCCCUCAGAGCCUGGUUCCUCUCUAGGAGUUUUUCCUAGCCAACGUGCUUCUACAUCUGCAUAGCUUGCUGUUUGGGAUUUUAGGCUGGGAUUCUGUAUAAACAAUUUGCGACAUCAUGUAAAAAGGGCUUUAUAAAUACAUUUGAAAAUGUGUGCAUUUCUCUAUAUGCCAACAGUCAUAACCAUUACAGAUAACAAAUCCUAAUAGCUAAAUUGCUACAUAUACAGUACCAGUCAAAAGUUUGGACACACCUACUCAUUCCAGGGUUUUUCUUUAUUUUUACUAUUUUCUACAUUGUAGAAUAAUAGUGAAGUCAUCAAAACUAUGAAAUAACACAUAUGGAAUCAUGUAGUAACCAAAAAAGUGUUAAACAAAGAUUCUUCAAAUAGCCACCCUUUGCCUUAAUGACAGCUUUGCACACUCUUGGUAUUCUCUCAUCCAGCUUCACCUGGAAUGCUUUUCCAACAGUCUUGAAGGAGUUCCCACAUAUGCUGAGCACUUGUUGGCUGCUUUUUCUUCAAUCUGCGGUCCAACUCAUCCCAAACCAUCUCAAUUGGGUUGAGGUCGGGUGAUUGUGGAGGCCAUUAUUAUUCUUUGAGCUGAGAAAUUAUUUAUAAAUAUAUUCUCCACCAGUCUCUCCCUUUACCUCAUUGCCUCAAGCCUCACGAGCUGGGCAUAAAAAUACAUUUAAAAAAUAAUAAAUAAAUAAAAUGUUUUAUUAUUCUUUGAGCCAAGAAAUUAUUUUAUUUAUUUAAAUAUUUAUUUAUAUAUUGCUAAAUAUAUUAAUAAAUACAUAUUUAAACAUAUACAUACAUAUUUAAAUAUUUAAAUAAAUAAAAUUUCUUGGCUCAAAGAAUAAAAAAACAUAUUUUAUUUAUUAUUUUUUUUAAAUGUAUUUUUAUGCCCUCGUGAGGCUUGAGGCAAUGGGGUAAAGGGAGAGACUGGUGGAGAGAAGCAAGGCAGAGUAAGCAGGGGAGAGUGAGAGACAGGGAAACACAGCUGGGAGAGCAAACCCACACCACAGGCUUAGAGACCCUCUCUGGGAGAGCUGCCAUGGAAGCUGACUGACUGAUGAGGAACCCAACCUGCCUGGCUAGAAAGUUUUAGUCAUACCUAAUGCUUCAUGGUGGAUGUCCAAUAACUGCUGCUGGUGUAAAUAAUGACUUACUGAGUUGGUGAAAACCAGCUUCACAUGUAUGACAAUUAAAGUUACUGUUAUGAUGAAGCAUGUGAUUGUUGUACGUUCCAGUCAUAAGUAUUUAUUGCGUCAUCUUAAUCACGUCAGGUUGAAGUAAUGUAAAGCUGUUUUGUUUAUUUAAUGGUGUUUGUUGGUUCUCUCUCAGGUGGCUUCAUGGGGAGUGUGAGAAGCAGGCAGGGGGUGACCCAGACCUCCACCCACAGGCCGACUACGUCUGCACCGUCUGUAAGCAGGUGGAGAGCGACAUGGUGGAAACCCCGGCCAGCCCCAUCCAGGAAUCCACAGAACCAGAACCAGAACCCACUAUGGGUAAGAAACACACACAGCUGUAUACAGCUGUCAUUUACCUAUGUAGAAAACUACCGUUAUCUUGUGUGUCAGGUGGGUACUGGGACAGCAAAAUAUAAAUAAUUUCUGUGCAAAUGGACCAAGCCAGUAUUGUUUUGUCUUAUUGUUGACUAUAUGGAGUAGUGCUCUAGUCUGGUUCACUAUGUGGAAUAGUGAUCUAGUCUUGUUGGCUGUGGAAUAGUGCUGUAGUCUAGUUCAGGGAUGGGCAACUGGUGGCAGCCCAACAUUUUAUUUUUAUUUAUUAUUUAACACAUUUUGGGAACUCACUAACUGUUGAGUUAGAAUAGUAGAAUACAAAAGGUGCAAUUUCGAAAUUGAUUCGUAAGUUAGUCUAGACUGCUAUCUAAACUUGAAGUAAUCAUGGUCGUAUUACCGACUGGGGGGACCGCAUUGAAUUUGUUGGUCACUCUCACUCAAAUAUAUUAACUGAAAACAUUUCUUUCCACCCCAUGGCAAAAUUAGUAGAAUUGCAUGAAGUUAGUUAUUAAAUUGCAAAAUCUUCUCUCCGCCCCAUGGACCAAUGUGUAGAAUUACAGGGAAUGAACUCAGUUUUUUUUUCUUUCUCCGCUGUCAAGAGGGGGGCGGGGGCACUACUGCGGCCCCUCCAUAAUGAAUUCUGAAUUUUUUUGUGCCCCCACUCCCAUGACAGUUGCCCGUCCCUGGUCUAGUUGACUACGUGGAAUAGAAUUGUAGUCUUGUUGACUGUGCAAUAGUGAUGUAGUGUUGUUGUUGACUAUGUGGAAUAGUGCUGCAGUCUAGUUUAGGAAUGGGCGUUUGGCAUUUUUUGACUGUUCGAAUACGCGCAUGAUUUAUUUGCUUGGCUCUGAAAAGCCAACUGCGGAGGUGCUGACUUGUUGCACCCUCUACAACCACUGUGAUUAUUAUUUGACCCUGCUGGUCAUCUAUGAAUGUUUGAACAUCUUGAAGAACGAUUUGGCCUUAAUGGCCAUGUACUCUUAUCUCCCCGGCACAGCCAGAAGAGGACUGGCCACCCCUCAGAGCCUGGUUCCUCUCUAGGAGUUUUUCCUAGCCAACGUGCUUCUACAUCUGCAUAGCUUGCUGUUUGGGAUUUUAGGAUGGGCUUCUGUAUAAGCAAUUUGCGACAUCUGCUAAUGUAAAAAGGGCUUUAUAAAUACAUUUGAAAAUGUGUGCAUUUCUCUAUAUGCCAACAGUCAUAACCAUUACAGAUAACAAAUCCUAAUAGCUAAAUUGCUACAUAUACAGUACCAAUCAAAAGUUUGGACACCCCUACUCAUUCCAGGGUUUUAUCUUUAUUUUUUACUAUUUUCUACAUUGUAGAAUAAUAGUGAAGACAUCAAAACUAUGAAAUAACACAUAUGGAAUCAUGUAGUAACUAAAACUGUGUUAAACAAAUCAAAAUAUAUUUUAUAUUUGAGAUUCUUCAAAUAGCCACCCUUUGCCUUGAUGACAGCUUUGCACACUCUUGGCAUUCUCUCAUCCAGAUUCACCUGGAAUGCUUUUCCAACAGUCUUGAAGGAGUUCCCACAUAUGCUGAGCACUUGUUGGCUGCUUUUCCUUCACUCUGUGGUUCAACUCAUCCCAAACCAUCUCAAUUGGGUUGAGGUCGGGUGAUUGUGGAGGCCAGGUCAUCUGAUGCAGCACUCCAUCACUCUACUUCUUGGUAAAAUAGCCCAUACACAGCCUAGAGGUGUGUUGGGUCAUUGUCCUGUUGAAAAACAAAUGAUAGUCCAACUAAGCACAAACCAGAUGAGUGGCAUAACGCUGCAGAAUGCUGUGGGAGCCAUGCUGGUUAAGUGUGCCUUGAAUUCUAAAUAAAUCACAGACAGUGUCACCAGCAAAGCACCAUCACACCACCUCCUCCAUGCUUCACGGUGGGAACCACACAUGCGGAGAUCGUCUCACAAAGACACGGCGGUUGGAACCAAAAAUCUCAAAUUGUACUCAUCAGACCAAUGGACAGAUUUCCACCGGUCUAAUGUCCAUUGCUCGUGUUUCUUGGCCCAAGCAGCUCUCUUCUUAUUAUUGGUGUCCUUUAGUAGUGGUUUCUUGGCAACAAUUCGUCCAUGAAGGCCUGAUUCACGCAGUCUCCUCUGAACAGUUGAUGUUGCAAUGUUUACUUGAACUCUGAAGCAUUUACAGUUGAAGUCGGAAGUUUACAUACACUUAGGUUGGAGUCAUUAAAACUCGUUUUUCAACAACUCCACAAAUGUCUUGUUAACAAACUAUAGUUUUGGUAAGUCGUUUAGAACAUCUACUUUGUGCAUGACACAAGUAAUUUUUCCAACAAUUGUUUACAGACAGAUUAUUUCACUUAUAAUUCACUGUAUCACAAUUCCAGUGGGUCAGAAGUUUACAUACACUAAGGUGACUGUGCCUUUAAACAGCUUGGAAAAUUCCAGAAAAUGUUGUCAUGGCUUUAGAAGCUUCUGAUAGGCUAAUUGACAUCAUUUGAGUCAAUUGGAGGUGUACCUGUGGAUGUAUUUCAAGGCUUACCUUCAAACUCAGUGCCUCUUUGCUUGACAUCAUGGGAAAAUCAAAAGAAAUCAGCCAAGACCUCAGAAAAAAAUUGUAGACCUCCACAAGUCUGGUUCAUCCUUGGGAGCAAUUUCCAAAUGCCUGAAGGUACCACGUUCAUCUGUACAAACAAUAGUACGCAAGUAUAAACACCAUGGGACCACGCAGCCGUCAUACCGCUCAGGAAGGAGACGCGUUCUGUCUCCUAGAGAUGAACGUAGUUUGGUGCGUGAAGAGCAAAUCAAUCCCAGAACAACAGCAAAGGACCUUGUGAAGAUGCUGGAGGAAACGGGUACAAAAGUAUCUACAGUGGGGAGAACAAGUAUUUGAUACACUGCCGAUUUUGCAGGUUUUCCUACUUACAAAGCAUGUAGAGGUCUGUCAUUUUUAUCAUAGGUACCCUUCAACUGUGAGAGAUGGAAUCUAAAACAAAAAUCCAGAAAAUCACAUUGUAUGAUUUUUAAGUAAAUAAUUUGCAUUUUAUUGCAUGACAUAAAUAUUUGAUACAUCAGAAAAGCAGAACUUAAUAUUUGGUACAGAAACCUUUGUUUGCAAUUACAGAGAUCAUACAUUUCCUGUAGGUCUUGACCAGGUUUGCACACACUGCAGCAGGGAUUUUGGCCCACUCCUCCAUACAGACCUCCUCCAGAUCCUUCAGGUUUCGGGGCUGUCGCUGGGCAAUACAGACUUUCAGCUCCCUCCAAAGAUUGUCUAUUGGGUUCAGGUCUGGAGACUGGCUAGGCCACUCCAGGACCUUGAGAUGCUUCUUACGGAGCCACUCCUUAGUUGCCCUGGCUGUGUGUUUCGGGUUGUUGUCAUGCUGGAAGACCCAGCCACGACCCAUCUUCAAUGCUCUUACUGAGGGAAGGAGGUUGUUGGCCAAGAUCUCGCGAUACAUGGCCCCAUCCAUCCUCCCCUCAAUACGGUGCAGUCGUCCUGUCCCCUUUGCAGAAAAGCAUCCCCAAAGAAUGAUGUUUCCACCUCCAUGCUUCACGGUUGGGAUGGUGUUCUUGGGGUUGUACACAUCCUUCUUCUUCCUCCAAACACGGCGAGUGGAGUUUAGACCAAAAAGCUCUAUUUUUUGUCUCAUCAGACCACAUGACCUUCUCCCAUUCCUCCUCUGGAUCAUCCAGAUGGUCAUUGGCAAACUUCAGACAGGCCUGGAAAUGCGCUGGCUUGAGCAGGGGGACCUUGCGUGCGCUGCAGGAUUUUAAUCCAUGACGGCGUAGUGUGUUACUUAAUGGUUUUCUUUGAGACUGUGGUCCCAGCUCUCUUCAGGUCAUUGACCAGGUCCUGCCGUGUAGUUCUGGGCUGAUCCCUCACCUUCCUCAUGGUCAUUGAUGCCCCACGAGGUGAGAUCUUGCAUGGAGCCCCAGACCGAGGGUGAUUGACCGUCAUCUUGAACUUCUUCCAUUUUCUAAUAAUUGCGCCAACAGUUGUUACCUUCUCACCAAGCUGCUUGCCUAUUGUCCUGUAGCCCAUCCCAGCUUUGUGCAGGUCUACAAUGUUAUCCCUUAUGUUCUUACACAUCUCUCUGGUCUUGGCCAUUGUGGAGAGGUUGGAGGCUGUUUGAGUGUGUGGACAGGUGUCUUUUUAUACAGGUAACGAGUUCAAACAGGUGCAGUUAAUACAGGUAAUGAGUGGAGAACAGGAGGGCUUCUUAAAGAAAAACUAACUGGUCUGUAAGAGCCGGAAUUCUUACUGGUUGGUAGGUGAUCAAAUACUUAUGUCAUGCAAUAAAAUGCAAAUUAAUUACUUAAAAAUCAUACAAUGUGAUUUUCUGGAUUUUUGUUUUAGAUUCCGUCUCUCACAGUUGAAGUGUACCUAUGAUAAAAAUGACAGACCUCUACAUGCUUUGUAAGUAGGAAAACCUGCAAAAUAGGCAGUGUAUCAAGUACUUGUUCUCCCCACUGUAUAUCCACAGUAAAACAAGUCUUAUAUCGACAUCUGAAAGGCCGCUCAGCAAGGAAGAAGCCACUGCUCCAAAUCCGCCAUAAAAAAGCCAGACUACGGUUUGCAACUGCACAUGGGGACAAAGAUCGUACUUUUUGGAGAAAUGUCCUCUGGUAUGAUGAAACAAAAAUAGAACUGUUUGGCCAUAAUGACCAUUGUUAUGUUUGGAGGAAAAAGGGGGUUGCUUGCAAGCCGAAGAACACCAUCCCAACCGUGAAGCACGGGGGUGGCAGCAUCAUGCAGUGCGGGUGCUUUACUGCAGGAGGGACAGGUGCACUUCACGAAAUAGAUGGCAUCAUGAGGAAGGAAAAUUAUGUGGAUAUAUUGAAGCAACAUCUCAAGACAUCAGUCAGGAAGUUAAAGCUUGGUCUCAAAUGGGUCUUCCAAAUGGACAAUAACCCCAAGCAUACUUCCAAAGUUGUGGCAAAAUGGCUUAAGGACAACAAAGUCAAGUUAUUGGAGUGGCCAUCACAAAGCCCUGACCUCAAUCCUAUAGAAAAUGUGUGGGCAGAACUUAUAAAGCGUGUGCGAGCAAGGAGGCCUACAAACCUGACUCAGUUACACCAGCUCUGUCAGGAGGAAUGGGCCAAAAUUCACCCAACUUAUUGUGGGAAGCUUGUGGAAGGCUACCCGAAACGUUUGACCCAAGUUAAACAAUUUAAAGGCAAUGCUACCAAAUACUAAUUUGAGUGCAUGCGAACUUCUGACCCACUGGGAAUGUGAUGAAAGAAAUAAAAGCUGAAAGAAAUAAUUCUCUCUACUAUUAAUCUGACAUUUCACAUUCUUAAAAUAAAGUGGUGAUCCUAACUGACAUAAGACAGGGAAUUUUUACUAGGAUUAAAUGUCAGGAAUUGUGAAAAACUGAGUUUAAAUGUAUUUGGCUAAGGUGUAUGUAAACUUCUGACUUCAACUGUAUUUGGGCUGCAAUUUCUGAGGCUGGUAACUCUAAUGAACUUAUCCUCUGCUGUAGAGGUAACGCUGGGUCUUCCUUUCCUCUGGCGGUCCUGGUGAGAGCCAGUUUCAUCAUAGCUCUUGAUGGUUUUGCGACUGCACUUGAAGAAACUUUCAAAGUUCUUGAAAUGUUCCGCAUUGACUGACCUUCAUGUCUUAAAGUAAUGAUGGACUGUCGUUUCUCUUUGCUUGUUUGAGCUGUUCUUGCCAUAAUAUGGACUUGGUAUUUUACCAAAUAGGGCUAUGUUCUGUAUACCCCCCCCUACCUUAUCACAACACAGCUGAAUGGCUCAAACGCAUUAAGAAGGAAAUAAAUUCCACAAAUUAACUUUUAAGAAGGCACACCUGUUAAUUUAAAUGCAUUUCAGGUGACUACCUCAUUAAGCUGGUUGAGAGAAUGCCAACAGUGUGCAAAGCUGUCAAGGCAAAGGGUGGCUAUUUGAAGAAUCUCAAAUAUAAAAUAUAUUUAGCUUUGUUUAACACUUUCUUUUGGUUACUACAUGAUUCCAUAUGUGUUAUUUAAUCGUUUUGAUGUCUUCACUAUUAUCCUACAAUGUAGUCUCCCGAGUGGCGCAGUGGUCUAAGGCACUGCAUCGCAGUGCUAGCUGUGCCACUAGAGAUCCUGGUUUGAAUCCAGGCUCUGUCGUAGCCGGCCGCGACCGGGAGACCCAUGGGGCGGCGCACAAUUGGCCCAGCGUCGUCCAGGGUAGGGGAGGGAAUGGCCGGCAGGGGAUGUAGCUCAGUUGGUAGAGCAUGGCGUUUGCAACGCCAGGGUUGUGGGUUCGAUAAAAUAAUGUAUGUGCUAACUGUAAGUCGCUCUGGAUAAGAGCGUCUGCUAAAUGACUAAAAUGUAAAUGUAGAAAAUUGUAAAAAUAAGAGAAACCCUUGAAUGAGUAGGUGUGUCCAAACUUUUUACUGGUACUGUAUAUUCAGUCAAUUAAAAAAUCUAUAAAUGCCAUUUACGAUACAUGUAUUGAAACCGUAAUAUCAACUGGUUAUAUUAUAUCAUGGAAGGCAAUCUUCAAAAAGGUAGCAACCUCAGUAGUGGCACUUGCUUGUAGAAGUCUAUGUCUGUGCACUGACACAACCUUGUUUUGUUAAUUUAGCAGACAACGCUCUUCUUUUCCGAGCCCUUAUCAAAGUAAAGACACCUAUUUUAUAGUAAAAAGAGCAUGAUGUAAUAUAACAGAAUAAAAUAAAACCAAAUAUUUUUCCAAAUUAAAUAAGUUGCCAGUGCGUAGUGAUGUGCAUCUCGCGUUUGGAACAGAUAUUCUCAGAGUGAUCAUUUGAAAUGGGGCUCAAUUUGGCGAGUUGAAAGACUAUUUGUUUUCAGGGUUACAAACACAAAUCUGUGUUCUAUUCAAUAUACAGACGUUUGAUUUAGUUUAUUCUGCCUGUUCUUUGGAAUUUUCUAAAUGGAUUAACAAUUCCACAUUGAACAACGCAUGGGGAUUAAUUACGGCCGUGAGUAGGCCUAGGCUUAAUGAUUCUGAUGAAAAUAUGCUUGUUGUAUUUAUCAAACAGUUUUUGCAUAUUUUCACUGUCUGUUUUGUGGGGUUAUAGACAUAAAUGGCUCUAGCAGUUCGAAGUAGCCUAAGGGAAAAAUUGACGGGACGCAAUUAUUCCAAAACGGCAGAGCUUGUUGUUGGAACACAUAUUUCCCUACUUCAGUCAACCAGUCCUUUUUGAAUUUCUGAUAAAACUGUCAUCAUUUGGCAAGGAAUGUAGUUUGUGCAUCCCAUCAGAUAUUUCUGUAGGCCUAACAGGAGCUUGUGUAGAGGGAGCGGUCGGAACGCAGUUGAGUUUUUUAUUUAUUUAUUUCACCUUUAUUUAACCAGGUAAGCCAGUUGAGAACAAGUUCUCAUUUACAACUGCGACCUGGCCAAGAUAAAGCAAAGCAGUGCGAUAAAAACAACAACACAGAGUUACAUAUGGGGUAAAACAAAACAGAAAGUCAAAAAAUACAACAGAAAAUAUAUAUACAGUGUGUGCAAAUGUAGCAAGUUAUGGAGGUAAGGCAAUAAAUAGGCUAUAGUGCAAAAUAAUUACAAUUAGUAUUAACACUGGAAUGCUAGAUGUGCAAGAGAUUAUGUGCAAAUAGAGAUACUGGGGUGCAAAAUAGCAAAAUAAAUAACAAUAUAGGGAGGAGGUAGUUGGGUGGGCUAAUUUCAGAUGGGCUGUGUACAGGUGCAGUGAUCGGUAAGGUGCUCUGACAACUGAUGCUUAAAGUUAGUGAGGGAGAUAAGAGUCUCCAGCUUCAGAGAUGUUUGCAAUUCGUUCCAGUCAUUGGCAGCAGAGAACUGGAAGGAAUGGCGGCCAAAGGAGGUGUUGGCUUUGGGGAUGACCAGUGAGAUAUACCUGCUGGAGCGCAGACUACGGGUGGGUGCUGCUAUGGUGACCAAUGAGCUAAGAUAAGGCGGGGAUUUGCCUAGCAGUGAUUUAUAGAUGGCCUGGAGCCAGUGGGUUUGACUAUGAACAUGUAGUGAGGACCAGCCAACAAGAGCGUACAGGUCACAGUGGUGGGUAGUGUAUGGGGCUUUGGAGACAAAACGGAUGGCACUGUGAUAGACUACAUCCAAUUUGCUGAGUAGAGUGUUGGAGGCUAUUUUGUAAAUGACAUCGCCGAAGUCAAGGAUCGGUAGGAUAGUCAGUUUUACGAGGGCAUGUUUGGCAGCAUGAGUGAAGGAGGCUUUGUUGCGAAAUAGGAAGCCGAUUCUAGAUUUAACUUUGGAUUGGAGAUUCUUAAUGUGAGUCUGGAAGGAGAGUUUACAGUCUAACCAGACACCUAGGUAUUUGUAGUUGUCCAUAUACUCUAGGUCAGAACCGUCGAGAGUAGUGAUUCUAGUCGGGUGGGCGGGUGCCAGCAGCGUUCGAUUGAAGAGCAUGCAUUUAGUUUUACUAGUGUUUAAGAGUAGUUGGAGGCUACUGAAGGAGUGUUGUAUGGCAUUGAAGCUCGUUUGGAGGUUUGUUAACACAGUGUCCGUUUGAAGGGCCAGAUGUAUACAAAAUGGUGUCGUCUGCGUAGAGGUGGAUCUGAGAGUCACCAGCAGCAAGAGCGACAUCAUUGAUAUACACGGAGAAAAGAGUCAGCCCAAGAAUUGAACCCUGUGGCACCCCCAUAGAGACUGCCAGAGGUCCAGACAACAGGCCCUCCGAUUUGACACAUUGAACUCUAUCUGAGAAGUAGUUGGUGAACCAGGCGAGGCAGUCAUUUGAGAAACCAAGGCUAUUUAGUCUGCCAAUAAGAAUGCGGUGGUUGACAGAGUCGAAAGCCUUGGCCAGGUCGAUGAAGACGGCUGCACAGUACUGUCUAUUAUCGAUCACGGUUAUAAUAUCGUUUAGGACCUUGAGCGUGGCUGAGGUGCACCCAUGACCAGCUCGGAAACCGGAUUGCAUAGCGGAGAAGGUACGGUGUGAUUCGAAAUGGUCGGUGUUCUGUUUGUUAACUUGGCUUUCAAAUACUUUCGAAUGGCAGGGAAGGAUGGAUAUAGGUCUGUAACAGUUUGGAUCUAGAGUGUCACCCCCUUUGAAGAGGGGGAUGACCGCGGCAGCUUUCCAAUCUCUGGGGAUCUCAGACGUUACGAAAGAGAGGUUGAACAGGCUAGUAAUAGGGGUUGCGACAAUUUCUGCGGCUAGUUUUAGAAAGAAAGGGUCCAGAUUGUCUAGCCCAGCUGAUUUGUAGGGGUCCAGAUUUUGCAGCUCUUUCAGAACAUCAGCUGUCUGAAUUUGUGUGAAGGAGAAGCGCGGGGGGGGGGGGGCAUGGGCAAGUUGCAGCGGAGGGUGCAGAGUUGGUGGCCAGGGUAGUGGUAGCCAGGUGGAAAGCAUGGCCAGCCAUAGCAAAAUGCUUGUUGAAAUUCUCGAUUAUUGUAGAUUUAUCGGUGGUGAUAGUGUUUCCUAGCCUCAGUGCAGUGGGCAGCUGGGAGGAAGUGCUCUUAUUCUCCAUGGACUUUACAGUAUCCCAAAACUUUUUGGAGUUAGUGCUACAGGAUGCAAAUUUCUGUUUGAAAAAGUUAGCCUUUGCUUUCCUGACUGCUUGUGUAUAUUGGUUCCUAACUUCCCUGAAAAGUUGCAUAUCGCGGGGGCUAUUUGAUGCUAAUACAGUACGCCACAGAAUGUUUUUGUGCUGGUCAAGGGCAGUCAAGUCUGAGGAGAACCAGGGGCUAUAUCUGUUCUUAGUUCUGUAUUUUUUGAAUGGGGCAUGUUUAUUUAAGGAAAUUACUUUUAAAGAACAACCAGGCAUCCUCUACUGACGGAAUGAGUUAGUGAAACAUUGACGGGGUUUAGGUAGGAGAACUGUGUGAUGCUUGGCUUGGUUAAAUUUUUGUUGUGCCCCGCAAAUGCACAUGUAGAAAUGGAACACCAGAGUCAAAGCAAAUUAAUGUUGUCUUCAAGACAACAUUUCUAUCUCUGGUUAAAGAUCGAGUUUGACAUCCGUUCGAGUACUUGAUUACUCAUGCCCAUCCCUAGUCUAGUUGUUGACUAUGUGGAAUAGUGCUUUAGUCUUGUUGUUGACAAAUAGGGCUGUAGUCUUGUUGACUAUCUGGAAUAUUGUUGUGGGCUUGUUGACACUGUGGAAUAGUGCUGUAGUCUUUGACUUAGUCAACAAGACUACAACACUUUUCCUUGAUGUGGAUUAGUGUUGUAGUCUUUGACUGAUUAGUGUUGUAGUACUGUUGACUAUGUGGAAUAGUGUUAAUGUCUAGUUGACUGUGGAAGAGUGUUAUCGUCUAGUUGACUGUGGAAUAGUGUUGUAGUCUCAUUGACUAUCAGAAUAGUGUUGUCUAGUUGACUGUGGGAUAGUGUUGUAGUCUUGUUGACUGUGGAAUAGUGUUGUAGUACUGUAGACUAUGUGUAAUAAGGUUAUUGUCUAGUUGGUUAUGUGGAAUAGUAUUGUAGUCUUGGUGACAAUGGAAUAGUGUUGUAGUCUUGUUGACAAUGGAAUAGUGUUGUAGUCUUGUUGACUAUGGAAUAGUGUUGUAGUCUUGUUGACUAUGGAAUAGUGUUGUAGUCUUGUUGACUGGAAUAUUGUAGUCUUCUUGACUGGAAUAGUGCUGUAGUCUAGUUGUUGAGUAUGUGGAAUAGUGCUGUAGUCUAGUUGUUGAGUAUGUGGAAUAGUGCUGUAGUCUUUGACGUAGUGGAGAAUGUGUGUAGUCUUGUUGACUGGAAUAGUGUUGUAGUCUUGUUGACUAUGUAAUAGGGUUAUUGUCUAGUGGACUAUGUGGAAUAGUGUUGUAGUCUGGCUGAUUAUGUGGAAUAGUGCUGUAGUCUUGUUGUUGACUAUGUGUAAUAGUGCUGUAGUCUUGUUGUUGAAUAUGUGAAAUAGUGCUGUAGUCUUGUGGUUGACUAUGUGGAAUAGUGCUGUAGUCUUGUUGACUAUUUGGCUCGCGCAAACAAUGAACUGGCCAGAACACAUUUUUUGGAAAAUAACUAAUUGGGUUUGGGGUUUUGUGAAAUGUUUUUGGAUGAUGCAGUUAAAUUCUGCCGAUACUCGAAAAGAAGGUCCACACAGCAAUGUCUGAAUCCCUUCCAUCCACUCCAUCUCUCUGAGCCAGGCAGCAAGUGGUGGGAGAGAAAUGCAUCAAUUACUGGCUUCCUGUAUUCACAGAACCAGCUGGUGACCUAUCAUGGGCUGGCCCCACCAGCUAAAAGCCAAUCUGAUUUCCCUCGAAGGCAUUAUUACCAGGCCUAAUGAAAAUGGACCCUGUUCCCAGCCCGCUUGGCACCCAGAUGAAUUGUGGCGCGGAUUUGUUGUGAUUUCCCCCUUUCUUCUCCUCUCCCUGUAGCCACUCAUCACCCUUCUCCACUGCCUUUGUACAAUGUGUGUGUGGGGGAAAGAGGAGGAUGUGAGGGAGUGUGUUAGUGUGUGCAAGUGGGAUACACAUGUGUGUAUGCAAACGCAUCAGUGUGUGCAUUUGUGUGCGCGCGCAUAUGCAUUGGCCCAAUGUUCCCCCCCAAAAAAUUUAGGCACUGAGCAAAUUUCAGGUCUGCUGAGCGCAAACUUGAACAUUGUGAAAAUUCUGUGCAACUUCCGGAACGUUUACUGUGAACACUAAGGCUGUACCUGCUUUAAGUUAGUGUUAACAGUGGUCAAGUAGGCCACUGUGGCUAUUUGAUCAUAAUGUAGGCCUACCAGUGGCCUACCAUCAAUAACAAUGGAGAAAAUGCAUCCCAUAACAUUUUAACAUUGGAUGCCCCCCCCCCCCCCCCCUCUCUCUCUCUCAUACAUCUCUUUCUGCGUCUACGACAGUGGUUCCCAACCUUUUUUGGUUUCUCUACCACAACUGAAUUUUGAAAAAUGUAGGCACACAGAAAUUUAGGAGCACAAUGAAAAAUAUUUGAGAUAUUAAAGCUAGAAUUCUUAAUUUUCCUAGACGCACUGAUGCUCAUUAAAAAAAAUCCAGGUCGCACAACAAAUAUUUAGGCGCAUAUACGAGUAAAAUGGUCGAAUGUGCACACUCGCUACAUGUAGCUCUCGCUUUGAUCUCAAAACAAACGCAUCUACUCACAACCGCUCAUGCUGUAAACACAGUCCAGUUUAAAGUGAAUGGCACAGAUCCAUAUAUUGCAAUGGUCUAUUUGCAUAUAGGCCUACUGCAGCGCUGAUUGGUUAUGGCGCACAGGUCUGUGUGGAGUAAGGGCCUGAGUCGUGCCUGUCAAAGCAAUAGAAUCCUACUCCGACGCGUUCUACCUACAACAAAAUCUCUUGCAUAGUUUUGUUUCGGUAUGUUGCAAUGAAAGUGGCUAAUAUUGUAUUGGUUCGAUCACAAUUCCCACAAUACUUUGUGCUUCUCUGCGUGUGCUGAUAUUUAUUCUGUACGGCAGUCCCGGGGGAGCUGCACACGCGUGCAGCUUAGAGGGAACAUUGCAUGGGCCUACAGUGCAUUCGGAAAGUAUUCAGACCCCUUGACGUUUUCCACAUACGGUACAGCCUUAUUCUAAAAUGGAUUAAAUAAAUAAAAAUCCUCAUCAAUCUAGAUACAAUACCCCAUAAUGACAAAGCGAAAACAACUUUCUACAACUUGAUUUGUAGUCCACCUGUGGUAAAUUCAAUUGAUUGGACAUGAUUUGGAAAGGCACACACCUGUCUUUAUAAGGUCCCGCAGUUGACAGUGCAUGUCAGAGUAAAAACCAAGCCAUGAGGUCGAAGGAAUUGUCCGUAGAUUGUGUCAACGCACAGAUCUGGGGAAGGGUACCAAAACAUGUAUGCAGCAUUGCAUGUCCCCAAGAACACAGUGGCCUCCAUCAUUCUUAAAUGGAAGACGUUUGGAACCACCAAGACUCUUCCUAGAGCUGGCCGCCCGGCCAAACUGAGCAAUCGGGGGAGAAGGGCCUUGGUCAGGGAGGUGACCAAGAACCCGGACCCACUCUGACAGAGCUCUAGAGUUCCUCUGUGGAGAUGGGAGAACCUUCCAGAAGGACAACCAUCUCUGCAGCACUCCACCAAUCAGGCUUUUCUGGUAGAGUUGCCAGACGGAAGCCACUCCUCAGUAAAAGGCACAUGACAGCCCACUUGGAGUUUUCCAAAAGGCACCUAAAGGACUCUGACCAUGAGAAAUAAGAUUCUCUGGUCUGAUGAAACCAAGAUUGAACUCUUUGGCCUGAAUGCCAAGCGUCACAUCUGUAGGAAACCAGGCACCGCUCAUCACCUGGCCAAUACUAUCCCUACGGUGAAGCAUGGUGGCAGCAUCAUGCUGUGGGGAUGUUUUUCAGUUGCAGGUACUGGGAGACUAGUCAGGAUCGAGGGAAAGAUGAACGGAGCAAAGUACAGAGAGAUCCUUGAUGAAAACCUGCUCCCCAUCCAACCUGACAGAGCUUGAGGAGGAUCUGCAGAGAAGAAUGGGAGAAACUCCCCAAAUACAGGUGUGCCAAGAUUGUAGCGUCAUACCCAAGAAGACUCAAGGCUGUAAUCGCACCCAAAGGUGCUUCAAGAAAGUACUGAGUAAAGGGUCUGAAUACUUAUGUAAAUGUGUAUUUCAAUUUUUAUUUGUUAUACAUUUGCCAACAUUUCUAAACCUGUUUUUGCUUUGUCAUUAUUGGGUAUUGUUUGUGGAUUGAUGAGGAAAAAAUACAAUUUAAUCAAUUGUAGGAUAAGGCUAUAACGUAACAAAAUGUGGAAAAAGUAGAGGGGUCUGAAUACUUUCCGAAUGCACUGUAUGCAUGACUUUACAUGAUGACGGGAUUUUUUUGUCGUAGCCAUGGGCCCCUCUUUUGUGGAAUCAGGCUGCCAGCAGCAGAGUGCUGGGCCCGGGCCAAAACAGGCCAGACUGCAGAGUACAGUGAGAGGAAGCAAUCAUCCUCUCUCUCUGUUUGUUCUUUUCUUUCUCUCUUUCUCGCUCUCGCUCGCUCUCUCGCUCGUGCUCGCUCUCUCGCUCUCCUUUUCCUGUCACAUGUCCUGGCGCCUACAGACACAGCACCACAUCACGCUCUAUACACGACGGUAGACUCAUAGGCCUACACUUGUAAUGUUUAACACUAAUACAGUAAUGUUGCUAAUGCAUAACUCAUUCUGGGGGAUGGUGUCGCUCAGUCAGAGCAGAGUUUUCGCUAAGCCCUCUUUUCACACUUUCUAUCCUGUUGGCUCUAUUAUUUCUCUACUGGUCCUCUCUCACUUUCUUUCCCUUCCUCUCUCCGGUCGUCUCAAGCUUUCUCCCUCUAACCUGUCUCUCUAUCUAGCUAGUGCAGCUGAGGCUAUGGUGUUGUGUGUGGCACUGUGUGUGUGUUUCAGUGUGAUUGGAACUUCAGAACCAUUUGUAUUUAUGUUUUACCACUCCAGACAAUGGGAGCACUUGCCUCAAUGUCAAGGGUCUGAUUCAAGCAAGGGCCUUUUGUUGCAGGGUGUGUCCCAAAUGGCAUCCUAUUCCCUAUGUUGUGCACUACUUUUGACCAGGGCCCAUGGGGACUAUGAUCAAAAGUAAUGCGUUAUUUAGGAAGUGGGGUGCCAUUUGGGACAGAGCCAAGUACAGACCGCUCCCAUUGUAUUACAUGAGCUACAUCACUCUAGUGGUAGUCUCAUCUGCAGCUACCAGAAAUACAAUGCAACAGUAUUGACUUGUAUGAGAGGUCGAGUAAUAAAAGGAGAAUUCCUACAAAUUCUUACCAAAAGUGAAUCUUUAUUGUGAACUGUAUAAAGAACACAACGUGUCACUGUCAACCGUAUGAUUGAAGCUGCAAUGAGACACGACUAGUAUAGAUAGUCUAUAGAUACUUUUGUAUAUAUAUAUUGUAUAUUGUGGUCCUCUGUAGCUCAGCUGGUAGAGCACGGCGCUUGUAACGCCAAGGUAGUGGGUUCGAUCCCCGGGACCACCCAUACACAAAAAAUGUAUGCACGCGUGACUGUAAGUCGCUUUGGAUAAAAGCGUCUGCUAAAUGGCAUAUUAUAUUAUUAUAUUAUAUAUUAGCAUGUGGACACCCCUUCAAAUUAGUGGAUUUGGCUAUUUCAGCCACACCCGUUGCUGACAGGUGUAUCAAAUCGAGCACACAGCCAUGCAAUCUCCAUAGACAAACAUGAGCAGUAGAAUGGCCUUACUGAAGAGCUCAGUGACUUUCAACGUGGGGCACCUUUCCAACAAGUCAGUUUGUCAAAUGUCUCCCCUUCUAGAGCUGCCCCGGUCAACUGUAAGUGCUGUUAUUGUGAAGUGGAAACUUGUAGGAGCAACAAUGGCUCAGCCGCGAAGUGGUAGGCCACACAAGCUCACAGAACGGGACAGCCGAGUGCUGAAGCACGUAGCGCGUAAAAAUCGUCUGUCCUCGUUUGUGACACUCACUACCAAGUCCCAAACUGCCUCUGGAAACAACGUCAGCACAAUAACUGUUAGUCGGGAGCUUCAUUAUAUGGUUUUCCAUGGCUGAGCAGCCGCACACAAGCCUAACAUCACCAUGUGCAAUGCCAAGCGUCGGCUGGAGUGGUGUAAAGCUCGUCGCCAUUGGACUUUGGAGCAGUGGAAACGUGUUCUCUGGAGUGAUGAAUCACGCUUCACCGUCUGGCAGUCCGACAGACGAAUCUGGGUUUGGCGGACGCCAGGAGAGCGCUACCUGCCCAAAUGCAUAUUGCCAACUGUAGGAGUUGGUGUAGGAGGAAUAAUGGUCGGUGGUUGUUUUUCAUGAUUCGGGCUAGGCCCCUUAGUUACAGUGAAGGGAAAUCUUAACGCUACAGCAUACAAUGACAUUCUAGACGAUUCUGUGCUUCCAACUUUGUGGCAACAAUUUGGGGAAGGCCCUUUCCUGUUUCAGCAUGACAAUGAUCCCGUGCACAAAGCGAGGCCCAUACAGAAAUGGUUUGUCGAGAUCUGUGUGGAAGAACUUGACUGGCCUGCACAGAGCCCUGACCUCAACCCCAUCGAACACCUUUGGUAUGAAUUGGAACGCCGACUGCGAGCCAGGCCUAAUCGCCCAACCUCACUAAGGCUCUUGUGGCUGAAUGGAAUCAAGUCCCCGCAGCAAUGUUCCAACAUCUAGUGGAAUGCCUUCCCAGAAGAGUGGAGGCUGUUAUAGCAGCAAAGGUAGGUGGGACCAACUCCAUAUUAAUGCCCAUGAUUUUCGAAUGAGAUGUUUGACGAGCAGGUGUCCACAUACUUUUGGUCAUGUAGUGUUGGUGCUCGUUCUAUAAUUAAGCAAUAAGGCCAGAGGGGGUGUGGUAUAUGGCCAAUGUACCACGGCUAAGGGCUGUUCUUAUGCAUGAUGCAACGCAGAGUGCCUGGAUACAUCCCUUAGCCUUGGUAUAUUGGCCAUAUUACUAUUAUAAACUGGUUACCAACGAAAUUAGAGCAGUAAAAAUACAUUUUGUCAUAAUCUCGGUAUACGGUCUGAUAUACCACAGCUGUCAGCCAAUCAGCAUUCAGGGCUUGAACCACCUAGUUUAUAAUAUAUACUGAACAAAAAUAUAAACGCUAAAAAUAAAGACUUCCAUUGAAACCAGUAUGCUAUUUCUCUCAUGUUCUAUUGGUUUGUCCAAUAGGCAAAGGCACAAUCCUAGUCAUAUUAGCAACCCAUGCUAUACGGAUGACAAAUACACUGCUCAAAAAAAUAAAGGGAACACUAAAAUAACACAUCCUAGAUCUGAAUGAAUGAAAUAAUCUUAUUAAAUACUUUUUUCUUUACAUAGUUGAAUGUGCUGACAACAAAAUCACACAAAAAUUAUCAAUGGAAAUCAAAUGUAUCAACCCAUGGAGGUCUGGAUUUGGAGUCACACUCAAAAUUAAAGUGGAAAACCACACUACAGGCUGAUCCAACUUUGAUGUAAUGUUCUUAAAACAAGUCAAAAUGAGGCUCAGUAGUGUGUGUGGCCUCCACGUGCCUGUAUGACCUCCCUACAACGCCUGGGCAUGCUCCUGAUGAGGUGGCGGAUGGUCUCCUGAGGGAUCUCCUCCCAGACCUGGACUAAAGCAUCCGCCAACUCCUGGACAGUCUGUGGUGCAAUGUGGCGUUGGUGGAUGGAGCGAGACAUGAUGUCCCAGAUGUGCUCAAUUGGAUUCAGGUCUGGGGAACGGGCGGGCCAGUCCAUAGCAUCAAUGCCUUCCUCUUGCAGGAACUGCUGACACACUCCAGCCACAUGAGGUCUAGCAUUGUCUUGCAUUAGGAGGAACCCAGCCAGGGCCAACCGCACCAGCAUAUGGUCUCACAAGGGGUCUGAGGAUCUCAUCUCGGUACCGAAUGGCAGUCAGGCUACCUCUGGCGAGCACAUGGAGGGCUGUGCGGCCCCCCAAAGAAAUGCCACCCCACACCAUGACUGACCCAUGGAUGUUGCAGGCAGCAGAACGUUCUCCACGGCGUCUCCAGACUGUCACGUCUGUCACAUGUGCUCAGUGUGAACCUGCUUUCAUCUGUGAAGGGCACAGGGCGCCAGUGGCGAAUUUGCCAAUCUUGGUGUUCUCUGUCAAAUGCCAAACGUCCUGCACGGUGUUGGGCUUUAAGCGCAACCCCCACCUGUGGACGUCGGGCCCUCAUACCACCCUCAUGGAGUCUGUUUCUGACCGUUUGAGCAGACACAUGCACAUUUGUGGCCUGCUGGAGGUCAUUUUGCAGGGCUCUGGCAGUGCUCCUCCUGCUCCUCCUUGCACAAAGGUGGAGGUAGCAGUCCUGCUGCUGGGUUGUUGCCCUCCUACGGCCUCCUCCACGUCUCCUGAUGUACUGGCCUGUCUCCUGGUAGCGCUUCCAUGCUCUGGACACUACGCUGACAGACACAGCAAACCUUCUUGCCACAGCUCGCAUUGAUGUGCCAUCCUGGAUGAGCUGCACUACCUGAGCCACUUGUGUGGGUUGUAGACUCCGUCUCAUGCUACCACUAGAGUGAAAGCACCACCAGCAUUCAAAAGUGACCAAAACAUCAGCCAGGAAGCAUAGGAACUGAGAAGUGGUCUGUGGUCACCACCUGCACAACCUGUUGUUGUCUAUUCCAUUUGCAUGUGAAAUUUAUUGUCAAUCAGUGUUGCUUCCUAAGUGGACAGUUUGAUUUCACAGAAGUGUGAUUGACUUCGAGUUACAUUGAGCAGUGUAUAAACGCAACAUGUAAAGUGUUGGUCCCAUGUUUCAGAAGCUGAAAUAAAAGAUCACAGCAAUGUUCCAUACGCACAGAAAGCGUAUUCCUUAAAUUUUGUGCACGGUGAGCAUUUCAACUUUGCCAGGACAAUCCAUCCACCAGACAGGUGUGGCAUAUCAAGAAGCUCAUUAAACAGCAUGAUCAAUACACAGGUGCACCUUGUGCUGGGGACAAUACAAGGCCACUCUAAAAUGUGCUGUUUUGUCACAACACAAUGCCACAGUUGUCUGAAGUUUUGAGGGCGCGGGCAAUUGACAUGCUAACUGCAGGAAUGUCCACCAGAGCUGUUGCCAGAGAACUGAAUGUUCAUUUCUCUACCAUACGCUGCCUCCAACGUCAUUUUAGAGAAUUUGGCAGUACGUUCAACUGGCCUCACAACCGCAGACCAUGUACAGCAGGGCUCCCGAGUGGCGCAGCAGUCUAAGGCACUGCAUCUCAGUGCUUGAGGCGUCACUACAGACCCCUGGUUCGAUUCCAGGCUGUAUCACAACCGGACGUGAUUGGGAGUCCCAUAGGGCGGCGCACAAUUGGCCCAGCGUCGUCCGGGUUUGGCCGUUGUAGGCCGUCAUUGUAAAUAAGAAUUUGUUCUUAACUGACUUGCCUAGUUAAAUAAAGGUAUAAUUAAAUAAAUAAAAAAUAACCACGCCAGCCCAGGACCUCCACUUCAGGCUUCUUCACCUGCGGGAUCAUAUGAGACCAGCCACCUGGACAGCUGAUGAAACUGAGGAGUAUUUCUGUCUGUAAUAAAGCCCUUUUGUGUGGAAAAACUCAUUCUGAUUGGCUGGGCCUGGCUCCCCUGCCCAGUCAUGUGAAAUCCAUAGAUUAGGGCCUAUUGAAUUUAUUUCAAUUGACUGAUUUCCUUAUUUGAACUGUAACUCAGUAAAAUGGUUGAAAUUGUUGCAUGUUGCAUUUAUAUUUUUGUUCAAUAUAAAAUAAUAUAUGCCAUUUAGCAGACGCUUUUAUCCAAGGGAUCUUACAAUCAUACAUGUAUAGAUUUCCGUGUGGGCGGUCCCACAUUGAACUAACAUUCUUAACUUUUUCUCUAUGAGAACACAUCCCGACAGCAUAAUCAAAUUAUAGCAGUAGAAUGGAAGUGUGAAGGGAAUCCAUUGAACAGUCUUGUGCCUGUCUGUGCUCUGUGGUGGUGCUGAGAUGUACGGCUCUCUUGGGGGGAGGGGAAGGGGGGAACAUCUCAGGAGACAGUGGCGGUUCUGCCACAAGUAAAAAAUAACUCCCCGGGCUCAGCCAAUAGGAUGCUCUGGCCUCGUUGCUCUCUUCUCCCAUGUGUGCUAGCCGAGCGUAGAUGGCGGUCAUGUAUUCCCCAUGGUGGCAGCAGCAAAGAGACAGAGAUGGAGAGAUGCUGGUGUAUUUACCAC